GGGAAGUCCAAGUCCAAUUCGGCAGAAUGUAUAGUAUAUAACCAAGGGCCGCGCGCUUUGUCUUUAGUAUCGCUGGCCAGUAAGGUGGCUAGGGCGCAUGGCCUUUACGGGAGGGCUGUCACCAGCUUUGCGGGGCCUGACAUGCUGGAAGGUGCUUGCCUUGGCAUUGCUCACGGCAGCUAGAGCGCAGUCCACGUGCACCGUGCAUGAUGAUUGCGAUACCGGCUCGAUACGAUUCUGUAACACCGUUCCCUUUGGCCGCACAAACGGUGUCUGCGAAGAUUGUUGGAAAUGCUGUUUACUUCCGGACCGUUUCAACUUCCCUGCCACGGUCACGGACAAAGGCAUAGUGGUCGCUGGGGCCUGCUCUCUAAGAUGCGGAUGCAACACGGACGAUGCCUGCACCUCCAACGCGGAUUGUGCAGCAGGGCUGUUCUGCAUGCGGGGCGGGCUCAGGACCAGCUAUUGUGCGCCAUGCACCCGCUGCGCCUCCGACUCCGACUCCGUUGACCCGGGCGGCUGCGCGUCCGCCUGCCCCUCGGGCGCCGUGGACAACACCCUGGGUCCGCCGCCUGACCCGCCCACCGAGUACGAUGCAGCGCUCGUGGAGGCGGCCGUGUUCCUGGCCUUCGCGCUGGAGCCGUGGAGGAGCGGCGGGGAGCAGCAGCAGGACAGGAGCACCGUCACCGCGGACCUGCUGCGAGCCUUCCUGGCCAACCAGACGUACCUGCACAAGGCCAUCAACUCCACUGCCGUGUACGACCAGUCCUACGUAGAGGAGGCCGUGAUAUCGCUGUACGGCAAAGAGGAAGUUCCUUUGGACGAGCCGCUGGAUAUAGCGGUUGUCGCUGCGUCCUUGUUCACGAGCAGUCGCGCGCUGGUGUGUCCCAAGAUCCUGGCCAGCCAGCCAGCCUCCUCUCUGCCUGCAGUGACCGGCCCCGGCUGCCCCUGCAAUCUGACCGCCAACGCAACCUACAACCGCUGUCCAGUGGGUCACGCCUGCUCCGAGCGCGCGUACGUGGGCAUGUCCACAGACGUGCUGUUCGACCCCGUUGCGGCGCAGCUGCGGGGCGUGUGCUUGCCGUGCAAUGAGGGACUCAGCUGCGGAGAGGGAGUCGUCAUCACGCCCGCCAACGGGCUCACUCGUCGCACCCGCGAGCUGGACUGCCCCGCGGGCUCCUACUGCCCCUCCCCCGGCGAGGUCUUCACCUGCCCGCCCGGCUACUACUGCGGCUUCAGGUCGCUCAACCGCACAUCAUGCAACUACACGGAGCUGCUCUCCGAUUUCGAUGCGCUAUAUCCCCUGGACGGCGAGCAGGACCUGAUCACGCGGCUGAAGAAGAACCGCGAGCCCAUCCGGGGCAACUACUGUCCGGAAGGCUCCACCAAGCCCAGCCAGGCGUGCAGCGCCGGCUACUACUGCCCCAACGCAUCGGUGCAGCUCAUCUGCCCCAGCGGCUACUACUGCAAACAGCAGUCCAUCUACCCAGUCAAGUGCCCCAGGCUGGUUCGCUGUCCGGAGGGCACCGCAGCCCCAGACGGCCGGCCCUUGGCCGGCCUCAUCUUCGCCCUCAUCUUCAUCGCCACCUACCUGUGCUAUUGGCUGGUACAGCUGGGCUGGUUCCUAGUAGACCGCAUCAUACGUUUCCAUUUCUUCAAGGAGCAAGUAGCCAGCGGCGCCGAGUCUGCGGAAUCCUCUGUGCAUGUGGGCGGUGCCACAUCAUUCGCCACGGCCGCACGGGGACUGAAGCUGGAUCCCCUCGAGCUGCAGAACCAGCACUACUGGCAGCUUGACGAGCAUUUCAACAUACGCUUUUUCAACCUGCGCGGCCGGGUGCUCCAGGGUGCGGACCGGGGCACCAAGGGCGGCAUCAGCGGGCUGUUUGAGGCGGGCAGCUUGAGCGCCAUCAUGGGUGCCUCUGGAUGUGGCAAGACGACGCUGAUCCUGGUACUAUCGGGCCGCAUGCCGGCACCCGUGGACACGUACAAUGAGCACAUGGAGCGGGUGACACUCACACAGACGGAGUACAGGCGCAAACUGGGCUACGUACCUCAGGACGAUGUACUGCACACCGACCUCACUGUGAGAGAGAACCUGGCGUACGCUGCCCGGCUGAAGCUUCCUCGGGAUACCCCCCAAGAUGACCGGUAUGCCAUUGUGAACGACACGCUCAAGCUGCUGGAGCUGUACGACAAACAGGACAAGCUAGUGGGCACCCCCGAGCGAAAGAUCAUCUCCGGCGGCCAGCGCAAGCGUGUCAGCAUCGGUGUGGAGAUCGUGGGCAAGCCGCCCAUGCUGUUCAUGGACGAGCCCACCUCUGGCCUCGACGCCGCCCGCUCCUCCGACCUCUGCAACAAGCUCUCCACGCUCGCCGAGUCCUCCCUCAUGAACAUCAUCGCAGUCAUCCACCAGCCGCGCUACUCCACCUUCAUGAAGUUCAACAAGGUGCUGCUGCUGGCGACGGAGAAGAACCGCUUCAUGGGGCGGCCGGUGUACCAGGGGCCGCCGGGUCGCUGCGUGGAGUACUUUUGCAACCUGGGUUUUGACUUCCCAGUCGAGGAGAACCACGCGGACACAUUCCUAGACAUCAUGAGCGACCCGUUCCGCACCUCGGACAAGGGCAUCUGCGUCAGCGAGCUGCCCGACAUUUGGAAGACGCACGGAGAGGCCUGGCUGACCCGGUCGGAGGACCCCCUGGAGCGGCUGCUGGUGAUUGUCAAGAAAAUUUUGGGGAGGAUUCAAGCCGAUAGGCGCAAGGAACAGCUGGCGGGGCGGUCCCUCAAGCAGUCAUCCAGCAAGCGCCUCUUCGCGCCCGGCUUUACACUCUCCCGCAAGUUCGGUGACGGGCUGGCCUUCCUCGCAGUCGGCGGCGGCGGCCACGGCCGGGCAGGCAACACCGCGCUGCCGCCUACCUCCCCCACCGCAGGCGGCAAGGCGCCCCUCUUGCUGUUCAGCAGCCCCAAACGCCCCAUGACAGCGCUGCCUGCAAUUGCAACAGAAGGCGGAUCCGGUGUAGGGCCGGGCUUCGGAGCCGGAGCAGGCAGCCCGACGCGGAAAGCGGGGCUGCUAUCGCCCUUGUCGCCUGGACGCUUCCAGCUGAGUCAUGUGGGUGCGGCAGCACGUGGAUCGGUCGUCAGCGGCGCAUCAGGUCUGGGUGGGGGUGGAGCGGGCGGCGCUGUCCCGAGCACGACUAUCGUGGUGGGAGGUGCACCCAAACGUGUGAGCAUCGGGGGCGUUGUGGAGGCGUUGCCGUCACCCUCAUCUCCGCACCAGCAGCAGCACAGGAGCCACCCGCCGGGCGUGGGCGUGGCCGUGGCAGCCGCAGCGGCGGCGGGAGGGUCAGGAGGAGGAGGAGGAGGGGACGAGGUGUUGCAUGGGGUGGCUUCGAUUGGCCUUGGAGGCGUGCAGGAGGAGGAGUCUGAUGAUUCGGAGGAUCUCGACUCGGCUCCUGAGCCUGGGAGCGAGGGCCGCAGGCAGUGGCUUAAAAAGCGCCUGGCCAAAAUCUUUCCGAAGCACUUGGAAGACCAGCGCACCUACGAUCUCCAACGAAAGGUCCUCAUGGAGAACCUGCCCCUCUCGGAAGAGCACAUCGAGCUGCAGGAGUCGGGCUCCCACACGGAUGACUCCGAGACGCUGCUGCAAAAGGAGGAAGAUGGCAAUGUCUACCUCCUGAAGUAUCCCGAGAUCGGCGACGGGCGCAGCAAACGCAUCUCCACCUUGGAGAUGAAGACCAGCAAGCGAUACUUCACGUUCUGGGAGUAUCUCGUGUUCGUCCGGGACACGAUCCGCGAGGAGCUCUGGCAGCUCUUCUGGCUCAUUCAGCGCAACCUGCAAAAGUCCAUUCGCGCCUUCUGGCCGGGCACCGUGCUGGACGUGCUGCUGCUGCUGGGUGCGGCGUUCAUCGUGGGGGCGGUGCAGGGUUCCAAGUGGGGCCUCACCGCCGUGCCCUCCAACGUGGCCAUGAUCUAUCUGGUGCUGUCGGUGCUGGCAACCGUCACGCACCUGCGCACGUUCACGUCCUUCAAGAACGUUCAGAUGCGUGAACGCACUGCGGGUAUAUCCGUCAUCUCCACCUUCCUCGCCUCCAACCUCACCGACCUCAUCUGGAUUUUCGUGUCUCCCGCCAUCUACUUUGCGGUCUACUAUUAUGUGGCCCUGCCGCGCGCCCCAUUUGCCGAGUACUACAACCUAGGCAAUCUGGUGUGCUGGUGGAGUGCAGGACUGUCGUACUUGAUUUCCGUGUCCGACAUCCCGGCGCAGGCCCAGCCCAUUACUGCGGUCAUCACAACGUUGAUUCUGGGCGCCUUCCUCAACGGCAUCGCUCCCACCAUCCGUUCCGGCCGAGGCAACUUGCUGGAAGUUGUUCUAGGUGUCAGUUACAACCGUUGGGCCAUGGAGGCUGGAACGAUCAAGGAGCUUAUGAACUAUAACGAGUACAAGAGCAACGAGAUUGUCAUGAUCUACUACAACUUUGGUAUCUGCAACAUGGACAAGACCCUGUAUGAUGACGGCAACGACGAGGUGCUCAGCACCGCCGAGGUGGUGUCCUUUGUCAACCUGCAGCAGACCUUCAACGCCAGCAGCUGCGACAAGUACUUUGCACACGCCAACGUCAUCCUCUUCUGCAUGGGCCUGGGGCUGCGGUUGCUGGCCUUUGCGCAGAUCCUGUACCAGACGCACGAGCGCUACCUGCACGUGCAGCUUGAGCGCAUCUGGGAGGCUGUGGACGGCAGGCUGCACCUCAGCGUGCCCUUCAAGUGGUGUUGGACGUGGCGUAAGAGGGUGUUCAGUAGGGUCAAGGAACACUACUCACUGGACGCCGCAAAGCGUGAGGCGCGCAAGGAGGCCAGGGCAGCUAGGAGGGCUGCUGGCGAGGGUAGCCGCCGCAACAGCACACAGGUCAUUCCCGAAGAAGCCGCCACCGCUGCCCUGUCCCUGCAGCCCCGGUCCCACACCCCCCUUUCCGCAGCCACCGCCACCCUCGCGCCCGCAGCCUUCGGCAGGGACAGCGACGUCAUGCUCACCUUCCGACAGUCCAGCACCGGCGGUGCAGGCGGCGCUGGCGGCGGCGGUGUCGGCGCCCGCCGAAGCAGCGGCGGCGGCGGCCCCGGCCCUGGCCUCCACGUCACCGUCGCCCCCCGCCAGCUCAGCCUCCACAGCGCCACCGGCGGCGGUGCUGCGGCUUCCGCCAGCAGCGGCGGCUACAGCCCGGCCACUCCCGCAGGAGCUGGUGCGCUGCUGGGGACUUGGGGAGUUGCAGGCGGUGGCGGUGGCACCGCGCCUCCCUCCGCGGGCCCCUCCCCCCGGCUGUCCAGCAGUCCCCACGGCGGCGGCUUCACGGCUCAGCCCCUCUCUCGCAAGUCCAGCAGCCCGGGCAGCGUGUACGGCACUCCGGAGCGCAUGUCCAGCGGCCUCUUCGGCAACCCCCACAGCGGGCCGGCAGGCGGUCAGCCGCCCUCCGCCAGCCUGCUGCACCUUACCGGCGGAGGAGCAGCAGCUGGAGCAGGGGGAGGUGGCUUCGUGGUAGCGCCCAGGCAGUCCAGUACGGGGGGUUCCCUGGCACCCAGGAUGUCGAGUGCGGAGAUGCUGCUGCCCAUGCCCCUGGGGCUGCCCAGCCUGGCCGCCUCGCAGCAGCAGCAGCAGCAGCUGGAGCUGCAGCAGCAGCAGUUGUACCGGCAGGGACAGGGGCAGGGGCGCUACCGGCGGUCAUCUGGGGGCGGCGUGGGCGGAGCAGCGGCAGCAGGAGG
Astrephomene gubernaculifera is the source of this 5748-nucleotide messenger RNA. Lineage: Eukaryota; Viridiplantae; Chlorophyta; Chlorophyceae; Chlamydomonadales; Astrephomenaceae. The record is from the annotation of a GenBank genome assembly.